GUUAGUGUAUAGUCUUUCUAUUUUCUUUCUUCUCUCUCCUCAGUCUGUUCUUCCUACUCCCGAUCCAUUCGCAGAGGGCAGCAGCCACCUCCUCUCCCCGCGGCCGAGCUCGCGCCUCGCCCGCCGCCUGAACUCGUCUUGCCUGCGGCCGAUCUCCCCCCUCCGUUCGCCGCGCCGCAACCCGGAGAGGAGACCGCGCUCGGUCGAGCACCCCCUGGGGCAGCGUCCUCGCGACCAGCUCCGGCGCGGCGUCCGCCCUCAGCAGCCCGGGUGUCCCCGGGAACGUCUCCGGCGCGGCCGGCACACAGCUCGACAGGUGUGUCUCCGUCCGUACAGCGCCACGAUCUUCUCUCUCCUUCGUACGCCAACAGCUCGUCCCUCUCGAUUCUGGUCCAGUUUCAGAUCGGCCCUCGCACUAAAAAUGUCAUUACGCACCCAAUCCGCUUGUCGUAAUUCCUAGGCUUUUCAGUUCAGUGCAGUGUACCAAGAUUCUCUGUUAAUUUGUGUAUGAGAUCAGUUAACUGAUAAAGACAUGUGAAGAACCAGUGAUCAGUAAUCUGUACGCUUCAGAUUGUAGUAUCCUUGAGAUGGAUGGAAGAGAAUCAGGCUUAUGGUAAAUCCUGGUGAAUAUUCAUGGGAGGUCAGCAAGUUCUGGCCUGACUAAGACUAGUAAAAAUACGGUGCUUCAUCUCAGAUCAUCAAUGGUGAGAAUGAGGUUCCCGAAACGUUAUAUAAUAGUAUUGUUGACAUUCAUCUGCACAAAUGUUUGCUACAUUGAGCGUGUGGGUUUCUCAAUUACCUAUACUGUUGCAGCUGAUGCCAUCGGUGUGAAUCAAGCCAACAAGGGCAUGAUACUCUCUAUGUUCUAUUAUGGUUAUGUUUUAUCACAGAUUCCUGGUGGAUGGGCAGCACAGAGAAUAGGAGGUAGACGUGUCCUGCUACUGUCAUUUGUAUUGUGGUCAAUGAUAUGUGGUUUAAUUCCACUUGAUCCCAACAGAGUAACCAUUCUGGUCCUUUCUCGCCUAUUCGUUGGUGUAGCACAAGGUUUCAUAUUUCCUGCCAUUCACACUGUCCUGGCACAAUGGGUGCCGCCGCAGGAGCGCUCUCGCUCAGUAUCUCUUACUACCUCAGGGAUGUAUCUUGGUGCAGCCUGUGGCAUGCUUUUCUUCCCAAGUCUGGUGAAGCACAUGGGACCCCAGUCAGUUUUUUUUGUUGAAGCAGUGUUGGGAGCAGCAUGGUCUGUAAUAUGGCUGAAAUUUUCCAGUGACCCACCCCGUACUGAUCUUCCAAAGGUAUCAAUGCCAAAAGUGCCAUCUCGAGACAUGAUUAAGGCACAAGCAGGAGGGGUUGUGGCACCUCGCACGGUAAAGAUCCCGUGGCGAAGGAUAAUAUUCAGCCUACCUGUUUGGGCAAUAGUUGUGAACAACUUCACGUUCCACUAUGCCCUCUAUGUUCUUAUGAACUGGCUCCCUACCUAUUUUGAGCUAGGCCUUAAGCUUAGCCUCCAGGAUAUGGGUUCCUCAAAGAUGCUUCCCUAUUUCAACAUGUUCAUUUUCUCCAAUAUCGGCGGUGUGGUUGCUGAUCACUUGAUUACAAGGAGGAUUCUAUCUGUUACCAAGACAAGGAAGCUUCUGAACACCAUCGGGUUCAUCGUCUCAGCGUUUGCACUCAUGGCCCUUCCUUUGUUCAGCACACCGUCAGGCACUGUAAUGUGUUCAGCGAUAUCCCUCGGUUUUCUUGCUCUAGGAAGAGCAGGGUUUGCCGUGAACCAUAUGGAUGUUGCUCCGAAGUUUGCAGGGAUAGUGAUGGGAGUCUCAAACACGGCGGGGACACUGGCUGGAAUCGUCGGUGUCGGCCUCACGGGCAAUAUUCUGGAGGCGGCAAAGGCUUCUAACAAGGAUCUAACGGACUCGGAAACCUGGAAAACAGUCUUCUUCGUUCCAGCAUACCUUUGUAUUUUCAGUUCCGUCAUUUUUUUGAUCUUUUCGACAGGCGAAAAGAUCUUCGAAUAAAGGGUGGCUAUUACUUUUUUUGCCAAUUCUUUUCUUACUUACGGUGAGGCAGGAUUGUGAAACGGGUAUCUUACAUGUAUCUGUAGCAUUUGUUACAAAAUUUUCAGAUUUUAGACUGCAUCACAUACACGAUCAGAGGCUAUGUCAGGAGAUCUUGCAUUUUCGUUAUGAUGAAGACUCGGUUCAUUGGCAGUCACACUCACACUCCAAUGCAGCUAACAGAAUUUGCUUCUCUCCCAGGUUAACUUCUUGGUUUUGGUACAUAGUCCCACCACAAAGUUUGUCAAGUUCCCUUACCUUUGCCAUGCAAUGUAAACAUAUAUGGUGCCAAUGAGAAUAAACGGCAUUGCUAUUUUCUUAUCUGCAUGGCCCUUGUUGAGGCAAAUUCA
Zea mays is the source of this 2401-nucleotide messenger RNA. RefSeq names its product inorganic phosphate cotransporter. Gene Ontology annotation, molecular function: transmembrane transporter activity. The record is from RefSeq and is a predicted model, not a curated record. NCBI's taxonomy places the organism in Eukaryota, Viridiplantae, Streptophyta, Magnoliopsida, Poales, Poaceae. The transcript is spliced from 2 exons. Gene Ontology annotation, biological process: transmembrane transport. The coding region runs from base 702 to 2012 and encodes 436 amino acids.